CCUCGCCUGGCGCCGUAGUAAACAGUGAUGGCUUCCUCCGAGACGCAACCUCGCUUCGGUCAAUCUGUCAAAGGUUUAUUGUCUGAUAAAGUUACUUCUUGCAGUGGAGAUGUGAUCGCUUUGACCCGUCAAGUGUUGAAAGGAUCCAGAAGCCAAGAACUACUCAGUCAGGCAGCGAGAAAUAUGGUAAUUCAAGAAGAUGCAAUUCUGCAUUCUGAAGAUAGUCUACGGAAGAUGUCUAUUAUAACAACCCACUUGCAGUAUCAACAAGAGGCCAUUCAAAAGAAUGUUGAACACUCCAAAAACCUGCAGGACCAGCUCAAACACUUGAUGAAAUAAUGGAGUCUUUGUAAUAACAUGCUAUGAAUAUUGCUUUCUCUAGUUUUCCAUUGAUUUUUUAAAACAAUAGAUCACAUCAUUCUUUGAUACUGCAGAUGAUGGCUUAUUGCAUAGCAGAUUGCUAUUUAAAAAAAAAAAAAAAAGCACGGGCCAA
Labeo rohita (rohu) is the source of this 493-nucleotide messenger RNA. RefSeq names its product BLOC-1 related complex subunit 7 (gene borcs7). Bases 28 to 339 code for a protein of 103 amino acids. Gene Ontology annotation, cellular component: BORC complex. The record is from RefSeq and is a predicted model, not a curated record. The transcript is spliced from 5 exons. Lineage: Eukaryota; Metazoa; Chordata; Actinopteri; Cypriniformes; Cyprinidae.